Asterias rubens (European starfish) is the source of this 924-nucleotide messenger RNA. Its product is annotated as acidic repeat-containing protein-like. NCBI's taxonomy places the organism in Eukaryota, Metazoa, Echinodermata, Asteroidea, Forcipulatida, Asteriidae. Bases 1 to 924 code for a protein of 307 amino acids. The record is from RefSeq and is a predicted model, not a curated record. The transcript has 2 exons.
AUGUGUAAUAUUCAUGAGGAGGCGUGGCAGACUGAACCAUUAUUCCACAUAGGGGUGAUGACGAGUCACACAACGAUUACUCUAGUUUUGGUUGGAGCACUAGAACUUCAUUCAACAAACUCGCCUGAUGAUGGGCAUCAACAGAAAGAGGUUGGAGCACUAGAACUUCAUUCAACAAACUCACCUGAUGAUGGGCAUCAACAGAAAGAGGUUGGAGCACUAGAACUUCAUUCAACAAACUCGCCUGAUGAUGGGCAUCAACAGAAAGAGGUUGGAGCACUAGAACUUCAUUCAACAAACUCGCCUGAUGAUGGGCAUCAACAGAAAGAGGUUGGAGCACUAGAACUUCAUUCAACAAACUCGCCUAAUGAUGGGCAUCAACAGAAAGAGGUUGGAGCACUAGAACUUCAUUCAACAAACUCGCCUGAUGAUGGGCAUCAACAGAAAGAGGUUGGAGCACUAGAACUUCAUUCAACAAACUCGCCUGAUGAUGGGCAUCAACAGAAAGAGGUUGGAGCACUAGAACUUCAUUCAACAAACUCGCCCGAUGAUGGGCAUCAACAGAAAGAGGUUGGAGCACUAGAACUUCAUUCAACAAACUCGCCUGAUGAUGGGCAUCAACAGAAAGAGGUUGGAGCACUAGAACUUCAUUCAACAAACUCGCCUGAUGAUGGGCAUCAACAGAAAGAGGUUGGAGCACUAGAACUUCAUUCAACAAACUCGCCUAAUGAUGGGCAUCAACAGAAAGAGGUUGGAGCACUAGAACUUCAUUCAACAAACUCGCCUGAUGAUGGGCAUCAACAGAAAGAGGUUGGAGCACUAGAACUUCAUUCAACAAACUCGCCUAAUGAUGGGCAUCAACAGAAAGAGGUUGGAGCACUAGAACUUCAUUCAACAAACUCGCCUGAUGAUGGGCAUCAAUAA